Messenger RNA from Oncorhynchus gorbuscha (pink salmon), 1131 nucleotides. RefSeq lists its product as uncharacterized. The coding region runs from base 112 to 504 and encodes 130 amino acids. The transcript has 3 exons. NCBI's taxonomy places the organism in Eukaryota, Metazoa, Chordata, Actinopteri, Salmoniformes, Salmonidae. The record is from RefSeq and is a predicted model, not a curated record.
GUGCCAAACUCUAUAAGACUCCAUGACCACCUUUGCCCCCACACACUACUUUGAAAUAUUCUCUCACGACACAACCUGCUCUAGGGACACUACUGACUACUGUUCAGAGACAUGUCUUUCCUCAAAGGCAUUUUGGGCAACUCAGCGGACAAAUAUGUCGACCAGGCAGUGGAUACGGCAGCUAAAGCUGCCAAAGUCAAGGUGAAGACUAUGCUUGACUCUAAGAAGGAUCCCAGCAGGGGAAGCAGUGGUAAAGAGAAGGUGAAGCCCACGGUUGGAGGAGAUGAUUCAAAGCAGAAGGAGUCCAGCAAGGAUAUCAGUGGAGGUAUCGGCGGUAUUGGAGGAUUAAUGGAUGGCAACAAGGGCAAAGAGGAAGGAGGCUUUGGAAGUUUCUUAUCUGGCAAGGAUGAGAAAGAGUCAAGUAGCGGAGGAGGUGACCAAGACCUGAACGACCUACUGGGAGACAUUGCAGGAGAGAUAUCUGGCGAGAAAGAUGGCAAAUAGAAGGACAACAGCAACGCAGACCAAGUGCGAUCAUUUGGGAAGUCUCUUUGGCUGAGUCAGACUGAAGCUGUUUCUUUUUCUCAAUGUAAUCUUACUGGUCCUAUCCCUCUCUCACCUGUGUGUAUUUUCCUCACUAGCAAUCUCAAUAAUGUCCCUGCUCCCCAGGGGCAUUUCUCUGAUAUACACAUCGUCUAUGCAUGUCUCAGAUCUGAAUUGGACAUAAGAGGAACUGGAGCUAGGGAUGAGCCUAUUCUGGUAACAGAUCAAUCAAACUGACAUACCUCUGGAUAUAGCCUAUGAAGAAUAUUAUGGCAACUCAAUACUGUCACAAUGCAUUGUGUAAUGUUAAUGUUUUGUAUUAUAUUUGAAAAGUAAAUAAAAAUGUUUAUCCCAAAAGUCUGUUGAAUGCUCAGGUGAGCAAGGAUCAGACCCUUUUCAAAAAAUGUCGGACCAAAAUGACAUACCAAAAUCUAACUCAGGACCUGAUAAUCAAUCUGACAUACCUAUGGUUAUUGCCUAUGAAGAAUAUUAUUUUAUUGACAACCCAAUACUGUCACAAUGCAUUGUGCAAUGUUAAUGUUUUGUAUUAUAUUUGAAAAGUAAAUAAAACGUUUAUGUAAUUUUUAA